Messenger RNA from Procambarus clarkii (red swamp crayfish), 3770 nucleotides. Its product is annotated as venom allergen 5. Lineage: Eukaryota; Metazoa; Arthropoda; Malacostraca; Decapoda; Cambaridae. Gene Ontology annotation, cellular component: extracellular region. The record is from RefSeq and is a predicted model, not a curated record.
GUGUUGGCCUGGCUCCCGUGCCGCUCAGUUCCGCGCUGUACCUCGCUGCCCUGCCUCAGCAACCCGCCCGUUACCGGUCCUUCAGCACCCCCGUCAACCCGCCCGUCACCGGCCCUUCAGCACCCUCCCCCCUCCCUGUCAACCCACCCGUCACUGGCCCUUCAGCACCCCCCCCCCCCCCCCUCCCUGUCAACCCUCCCGUCACCGGCCCUGCAGCGCCCUCCGUCAACACAGAAAACAUAAGCAUGAGUGGUGCCCGGAGAGCCGUGCUGGUGCCCGUGGUACUGCUGGGUACCCUGCUCACCACGGUACUGGAGCCCGUCACCUGCUGCGAGUACCGGGCCGUCGACCCUCGCCACACCAUGUGUACCUUCCUCCCCAGACAGUGUACCGGCAAGACCAUCCUCCGAAGUGGAGGUCUGACGUGUCAGGACAAGGAGACCAUCCUGGACUCCCACAACACCCUCAGGCAGAAGGUGUCGAUGGGUCACGUCCGCAACCAGCCCCCGGCCCUCAACAUGCGAGCCUUGGUCUGGGACGAGGAGCUGGCGACGGUGGCGCAGCGCUGGGCAGACCAGUGCAUGCCCGGGCACGACCGUGCCAGGAACCUUGCUCGCUUCACCGUGGGCCAGAACGUGGCGGCCGCUUGGACCUACGAGCGAGACGAGGGCGACACUCCGGACUUCAACACGCAGGUCGAGGCCUGGUUCAACGAGGUCAACCAAUAUGGCUUCUCCAAGAGCAGCGUCGACCCCUUCAGGUUCAACAAGGCCACGGGCCACUACACCCAGAUGGUGUGGGCGGAGACAUACCUGGUGGGGUGUGGCUACACCUACUACAAGGACCCCUCCCUCGGCUACACCAAGAUCUACGUGUGCAACUACGCUCCCGGAGGCAACGUUAUCGGCGGCUCUAUGUACAAGUUGGGCUUCCCGGGACAACAAUACUGUGUCAGCGAUGGUCUGCACCCUUCCGCAGCCUACCAGGGCCUCUGUGAUCGCGAGGCCGGGAACAAGCCGGGUCCCUGUGGCAAGAUGCCGUCGUCCGCCAUGCAUCAUCCAUCUCUCACCAACAGCAUCUCCUCCAGCGGUCCUCACCCCAGCAUGAUGUCUCAUGCCGCGCCCCACAUGAUGAUGCCUCACCCCGCCCCUCACCACCCCAUGACUCCUCACGACUACAUGGACGACCACGACAUUAUGAGGCCAGGAGAAUUCCUCAUGAAGGGCAUCCAAGAGCCCUUCAAGGGGAUCAUGAAGAUCCUCAAUCCCUGGAAUAUUCUGAACCGCUUCACGUGAGUGACGCCGCCGCAACAGUUGACGGAGGGCUGCACUCACCGCCCGGUGGCCGCCACUCAUUGUUGAGACUCGCUCGUGUACCGGAACUAUUCUCGUCGUUAGUUACCUUGUAUCUUUAGCUUUAAGUCAUGACAGUAGUGCCUUGGUGAGAAUGUGUAUAGCGUGAAUUGAGUACUGGGGCCCCUUAGCGUGUACUGCGGGGGGCCUCGAACGUGGAGAGUGUGUGCCCCGAGUAGCGUAUAUGCCGGGUGCGGCUACUCUGGACUUCAAUACAAGCCUUGUAUCAGUAACUUUUACCACAGUUACAAUUGAAACCUCAUGAAAGCAUCAUUUGUUGACGAGACUCUGGUAGUCCUUGAAAACAUAUUAAAGAAGGAAACAUGCAUUUAAAACCAUACUCAGUUUCAUGAGUGACUGGCUCUGUUUUACAACCCCCAAGAUGCAAGAAUAGCUGGCUGUAUUACAAGUCUGAGUGGCUGUGCAACCCCUUGAGGGCAUUGUGCACGCUCAACAGGUCUGAACAAUUGUUAGGUUCGUGUUGAGUGUUUUAAACACGCACAUAGGUAAGGUGGCGCUACAAUACUGUAUGUUUUGUCUUCUAGGAAGACGUAUUGUCCUCAUCAGUCUUGUGGAGUUCCAUACCUUGGUUAGUAACUGGCCUCUCUCCUAUAUGGUCUUAAGGGGAAGGUGGUCUGCCUCCACCGUCACCUUAGGGUGAUGGAGGGAGCCAGCCUCCACCGUCACCUCAGGGUGAUGGAGGGAGCCAGACUCCCCUGCAGGCCACGGUGAGAGCCUGCGUCACACAACACAUAUUGUGUUCUAUUCCGCCACUUGCUUCAAAACAUUGUCACUUGCUUAGCUAAACGAAGUAUAGGGAUCACUUCCUGAACCCAUUAUGUGCCUCUGUGACCCUCUCCAUCACUGCCCACGGCAUGGGUAUAGGGUGCAUAAUAAAGAUGUUGAAUUGUAUUGACAUUACUGAGCAGCGACCCACGAGGUAAGAGGAGUGAAGAGACCCAUUAUGUGUGUGUGUAGGACCGGCUGACACGUUGUGUGGUACAGCCGGCCGGACCACUCGUCCCUCUCACACUUCUGGUCACUGCUUAUAUUAUCUCAGAGUAAACAAGUUUAUGACCUUGAAGCAGAUGCUUUAUAUAAUACUUGAGAAGUUAAUUUGGCGGUUGAUGGAUGACAGGUGUCAGAUGGAUGACAUGCCGCUGUCUCCUGGUCAUUGACAGCUGCUUGGUAGUCCUUUGGCACUCUGCCAGUUCGUGCGACUAGUAUACAUCUGGCCGUGUAACUGUCUUCAGCUGGUUGUGUUGUUAGUGAUGGUCUAGUGGGGCCACAACACAUAAGGCAUGUGUAUCGUGCAGAUGGUGUUAGGCCUAUACAUUUAUGAAGACUUAAUACUGUUGUACAAGUGAAUGACUUCAACACAACACAGUUCAUCAUGAUCCCGUGUAACAAGUUCUUGACUAACUUUACCCGUUGACAAGUAAAAUAUUCAAGUAAAGUAACUUUUCUCAAGUAAAAUAACUUUUUAUAAAAAUAUUAAAUAAUGAAAAAGGUUUUAUACAAUAAUUUCUACGCAGUCAGUAUAUAUAUCAGGAGGAUCUGCUUGCCGGCAAGCAGGGCGGUGGGCGUGUGGGCUCCAGGGGGGGGCGAGGAGCCCUCCAAUUACAGGUUUGGAAGGCAUAUAAAUUUAGCACAAGGGCAUAUUUCAUAUCAAAUAUCCUUAACAUAUAUAUAUAUGUGCGUUUAUCACUGCCGAAGAGCUCAUAUGUUGUGUACCAUUGCUGGAAAUUCGUAUAUACUGGCCUGUUUUUUUUUUUUUAUUGUACAUGUAGAAUAAAAGGUAUAUUUUGUUGACCAGACCACACACAAGAAAGUGAAGGGACGACGACGUUUCGGUCCGUCCUGGACAAUUCUCAAGUCGAUUGUUUAUAUUUUGUCAAUUAAUUGUCAAUUUAAUUGACAAUUAAUUUUGUCAAUUAAAAAAGGUAAAUUUUGUCAAUUACUCAAAACAGACUAAUUUUUGUUACUAGAUGUGGCUGCAUUUCAGGAAUAAAGUUUUCACUUUAUAUAUAAUAUUAUUAAGUACAGAUGGACUUGUGGUCCAGUACCUGAGUGUGUCCCUCGACCUCGUGUCGAGUUAUACACCAAUGUUGUAUAAAGUGUGUAUAUCACAAUACAUUAAUACAGAAUCAUGAUCAUUAUGUUUAAAGAUUGAUAAGAGUUACGUAAAUGUAUAUAUUGUAAUAAAUCUUAUAUCCGUUUCUUUCCUAUAAUCAAGAACAAAUAUGUAAUGUAUAUGUAUGUAUAUGUAUCAAUAAAAUGUAUGUUAAGAAGGUAAGGCGGCCUGUGUAGUGCAGGCCGGGACAGGGAGGGUUCUCAAAAGACACAGACAAAAGAGGCUAUUUAUUGUAUUUAAACAACUACUUUACAUUACAACUUUCAUAAAUAAUCUGUGAACGA